UAGGUUGAUGGCUGUAUUUUAAGAUGUUCGUUAUUUUAAAUCACAUUUAUAUUUAUUUGAAAUCUUGAGCGGUUGAACCUUGCACAUAAAAUUCAUGUGAUCGGUUGACUGCUAACUUUAGUAAUAAUUAUUUCCGGGUUUAGUCGGUAAUGCGAUGCGAUUCUGCGUAUGAAUACUAAUGUAAAUUACGAUAUGUAACAAACAACCUGGAUUGUCUCGAUGAGUUUUACAAAUUGAAAGCUCUUAUAUGUCAAAUUGUAGCUAUCAUAGAAAUAUGUUAAUUGUUAGAGUUCUAUAUGUUGCAUUCUCGAGCUGGGAGUUUGGUAUGAGAUGAUAACCGUCAAUUUCCCAAGGAAUGGUAAUUGACUACCGCGGUAUUUGCUCAUAUCUGUGCUAUCAUAUUUGUUGUCAAGAUUAAUGAACUUCGACUUAAGUUAGAUUAGUUAAUAAUUAUAUUAUGACUUAUGAGAUAUGAAUUCGAAUUAUCACAUAUAUAAACAAGUAUUCAUCUAGGUUUUAACUGCAGUUGAGUUUGUUGUUUAUUUCGUCAAUUCUUGAUCUUGUCUGCAUGGCCAUAUUAAAACCUUGCUCUCAGUAUUCAAAUGAACAGUCAACAGUUAUAAAGGAAAACAAUGUCCACGUCCAAAUCAAUUGAAAGGGAUCUCAAAACUCUCCGCGCAUCAAAGCUUAUGUCGACUUUUCCGAAGUAUAACAUGAUGAUUAUUCAAUUGGAGAAGUUUUAUAACGAAGAAGCAAAAAUAAUUGAAAAGAAUGAGAGAAAGGACCUUGAUUUAAGGCCUUUUCUUUAUGAUGAGGAUGACACGUACGAAAGACCAUUUUAUGACAUUCUUCUCAAACUCCUGUAUGACAUCGUCAGUUUCCAAAGCUAUAAAAAACAGCAAGAAGAUGUGAACAAAGUGUACGAGUGGUUUUUAACACAUAGAAGAUUGAUCAGCCAGGAUAUUAAUAACUGCGAUACAUCAUCCAGCGACAUUGAGGUUACGAGAGAGAAUAUUUCAACCCCCAAACUUCUGCUAAGACCUGCUACCGCUGAUAGUAGUUGCAAUCGUGUAUCUAGACAUGUGACUUGUUCACGUGACUUAAGAUCGUCAAUGACGCAUUAUGAAGAGAUUAAAAACCGAAACAGAAAGAAAUACAGUCCUUUGGAUAGUGUAUCAAUAGCGUUGAAAGUUAUUCCAUUGAACCAACAUAAAAACAAAUUAAAUAAUAAAACUCAUUCAAAACUUGAACGAAAUACUUCUUAUUUUCCCACUCGCCCACAAAGAAAGUGUUCUUUGCCAGCAGAUUUUAUUUUGAAACCAUGUAAACAGACGUCUUCACCACCUGCUUCAUCAAAAACUUCCAACUUCUCCAUUUCUCCAAAAAUAUCACCUGUACAAGGAAAAUCGACGUCACAAUCUCCACUGGUUCCACGAAGGAUUGCCUUUAAUAUUCAAAGUUCUGCGCUCAGCAACAAAUUAUUUCAAUGCGAGUCUGACAAUCCUCUGCAAGUAAAAAAUAUUGAACGUUCCUCAACGAGCUUUAAAGCGAACACAAACAAUGGAGAGGAAGAUGCGAAUACAACUAAAGAAGUCGAGGGGAUUUUCAAAACAAGUAUGGUCGAUAAGGAAGCUAAAUUGCUUGAGAAUCAGAUGAAACAUCUCCAAAAUAGAAAAAGAAACAAAGAACUGGAACUUAUGGAGCAUUUUAAAAGUGACACCGAAAAUCUUCUGCUCGACGAAAUUACUCUCCAGUCGCUACUGCUACGAGAUUAUGAACAGUUCAUCAAAAAUGAAAGGGAAAGGAAUGCAAAGGAAUUUGACUCGUUAUCAAGUACCCCUUCGACUUUACCGAAAGUUGAAUUGUAUGAUGUUGGUAAACAGCGACCAGUAUCUGCUGUCGAACUCCGAAAUAUCCAGGAUAAUAAUGUGUGUUUAGAAUCAAUUAUUGAUUUAGUACAUCCAGUUAGUGAGCAAAUGAAAUACACGAGAGAAAUGAAGUCAAAUGGUAUGAGUAUUUGGGAUAUGGAGUCAACAAUGUCCGAUACAAUACAUUCAUGUCAAAGAAAUCAUUCUGCUGCAUCUCGCUUGUCGUUUUUUGAUGGUUUGGACAGGAGGUCCUGGCCCUGAGAAAAAGAGUUUUAUUGCCUUCAAAGAAACUGUAAAAGAACGUUGAGAAAAAUAUGAAACACGUGUUUAGAAAUCGCAAUUGAAUUAAUAACGUAAAUUGAAAUUGUAUGGUUGUUUGAUUGUCUAAGUUAGCUUACAUUUACAAUGACCUCAAAUUUCAUCUCAUUAAAAAUGGUAUGAUUAUA
Molecule: messenger RNA, 2314 nt
Organism: Xenia sp. Carnegie-2017
Lineage: Eukaryota; Metazoa; Cnidaria; Anthozoa; Malacalcyonacea; Xeniidae
Exons: 12
Coding region: 633-2129 (498 amino acids)
Source: RefSeq, a predicted model, not a curated record